AUGGUGACCAUACAGCCGAUCCUGCUGACUAUGGUUCUGACCCUGUCCUCUGUGGAGCAAUCAUCCUUCAGGAAUCAUAGUUCCCCCGCCACUGCUAAUGAGCUUCUAGGAAAGUGGAACAUAAUUCGCUGGGCAGGAAACAUUCCUAUCCCUGAAAAGAAGAAGGUCAGCCCACUGCCGCCCUUCACGCUUGUCAAGAACAUUAUUGGCAAGUUGGAGUUUAGGAUGAACAUCUUAAAACCUAUUGGGUGUAUUGAGUUCAAGACACAUCUGGAUGAAGUUAAAGGUCAUCCUGGUUACUUCAUAAUCUGGUCACGCUACACCAUCUUUAUCAAGUUUGUGGGUGGGAAAGACUUCGCUAUUGCUGCCCAUGCUGAAAGGAAAAGAGGCCUAAAUUACAUGAUGACAAUGCUCAUGGGUCGCAACAUGGCUCCAAAUCAACAAAUGCUGUUGGAUUUUGAAAAAGUUGUGCUAUUACUGGGCCUGAACACAACAGGCAUCAUCCACCCUAGAUGUGAUGCUUCUAGGGAAGUGGUACAUAAAUUGCUGGCAGGAAACAUGCCUGUUCCUGAGAAGAAGAAGGUCAGCCCACUGCCACCCUUCACAUUCAUCAGGAACAUUAUUGGCGAGUUGGAGUUCAGGAUGAACAUCUCUUGA
Molecule: messenger RNA, 657 nt
Organism: Phodopus roborovskii (desert hamster)
Lineage: Eukaryota; Metazoa; Chordata; Mammalia; Rodentia; Cricetidae
Exons: 6
Coding region: 1-657 (218 amino acids)
Source: RefSeq, a predicted model, not a curated record